AUGAAUUGGAAUUAAUUUGAGGCAAUUCACUAAGAGGUUAUAUAAAAUCUAGAAAAUAAUGGGUUUACUACUCCAACACCUGUAUAAGUUGAAGUUCUAAAUAAUUAUCAAAAACAUAAGCAUAUUAUUAUCGCAUCUUAAACAGGAUCAGGUAAAACAUUAGCAUUUGGAAUUCCAUUAAUUUCUGAGAUCUUAAAGAAUAUUAAUAAUUAUCCAGCCAAAUAAAUAAUAGCAUUGAUUCUAACUCCAACCAGAGAAUUGGCUAUGUAAAUUUAUAAACAUUUGAAAGCAAUCACUAAUUUGUCAAUUGGUUGUUUAGUAGGAGGAAUGUCUAAAGAAAAAUAAAGAAGAGUUAUAAAUGCAGCUCCAUUGAUAUUAAUUGCUACACCUGGUAGAUUAUGGGAUUUUAUUGAAAAUGAAGAAAAUGAGAAAAUUAAAAAAUUGAAUCUCAUUAAAUUUUUAAUUAUUGAUGAAGCUGACAGAAUGGUUGAAUUAGGUCAUUUUCCAUAAUUAGAUAAUAUUAUGACCAAAAUUACAACCCCAUCUUAAAUAACUCAUGAUAAAGAAAGAAUUAUUUCAAUGAUGAAAGAACAAAGUGAAGCAGCUUAUCUAAAUAAUUAAAAAAUUACAUUUGAAGUUGAAAAACCAGUAGAAAUGUCUUAUGAAGAUUUUAUUAAAUUAUAAAAUGGUAAAGGUAAGAUUUAUAUUGAUAAUGAUAUAAUUAAAAAUGAUAUUGAAGAAAUAAAUAACGAUGAUGAAGUAGAAUAAGAAUAAAAUAAAGAGGAAGAACAAGAAGUAGAAGAAGAAUAAGAAGAAGAAGAGGAAGAGGAAGUAGAGGAAGAAUAAGAAGAAGAAUAAGAAGAAGAAGAACAGGAAGAAUAAGAAGAAUAAGAUAUAUCAGAUUAAGAAGAUAUUAAAGAAGAAGAAAUAGAAAAUGAAGAUGAAGAUGAAGAAAAUAUAGAAGAUGAAAUUGAUGUUUCAAAUGAAGAUGAUGAAGAAAAUGAAAAAGGAAAAAAAUAAAUAAAGAAAUAAUAAAAAUAGAAAUAAAAGAAAAGACCAUAAAAUUUUUAAUAAUAAGAUUACUCUUUAAAGACUAGAUAUGAAUUAAGAACAUUUUUAGUUUCUGCUACCUUAACUCAUUAAUUCAAGACAGGUUCAAAAUUUUAAUUUUUAAAGUCUUCAAAAAAUGAUUAAUAAAAUUAAGCAGAUAAGUUGUUAAUAAAAUAAAUGAAAGCAACAGUUCCUAAAUUAUAAUCACUUUUAGGUAAAUUGAAAAUAAAAGAAUAACCAUAUAUUGUUGAUUUAACUUAAUAACUUGUAUUUCCAGAAAAAUUAUUAUUUUUCAAAUCAAUAAUGGAAGAGGACGAUAAAUUAUUACAUAUAUAUCAUUGGUUUAAAAAUAAUGAAGAUUAAACAUUUAUUAUCUUUUUAAAUUCAAUUACAUAUGCAAAUAAAGUUACAUCAAUGUUAAAAGUUCUUGGAGUAAUAAUAUUAUUUAAUUAUUUUAGCUUCCAGCUGUUACUUUACAUUCUUAAUAAUAAUAAAGAUAAAGAUUAACUAAAUUAGAUUAAUUUACAGCUAAAAAAAGUAAUAUCAUGGUUUGCACUGAUGUAGCUGCAAGAGGUCUUGAUAUUGUAGGUGUUGAAAAUGUAAUUCAUUAUCAAGUUCCUUUUACUGCUGAUACAUUUGUUCAUAGAUGUGGUAGAACUGCUAGAAUAAAUAAAGAAGGAAAAACAUUAAUACUUAUAGGUCCAAAAGAUAUGGCUAGAUUUGCAAAAUUGGAGAGUGAUUUAUUAAGUAGUGGAAUUAAAUUUGAAGAUUUCAAAUUAACAUUUAAUUAAGUAAAAAAGAGUAGAGAGAUGAUAAAAUAAGCUUAAAGAUUGGAGAAGGAAGAUCAUUCAAUAAAAAAGAAGAAGAAUAUGAAAGAAGCUUUAUAGAAAUAAUUAAAAAAUGAUGAUUUUGAUUUAGAUGAAAAAGAAUUAAAAUAAGAAUUAGAAAAUGUAUAUUAUAUAUAUUAAUAAUUAUAGAUUGAAGAGGAAUUAAUUAAAAAAAGAAAGAAGUUAGAUCAUGAGAAAAUGUAAUACUAAUAAUUAGUAUCAUAAAAGAAUAAGUUAGAUAGUAGAUUUGAAAGAAGAAGAAAUGGAUUAUUUUUAUCUCCUGAAGAUACAUUAUAAUUAGCUGAAAAGUUAAAGCAUUAAAAAGAAAUGCUUCAAUUAAAAUAAUAAAACUAAAGAAGGUGA
This is a messenger RNA of Paramecium primaurelia, 2240 nucleotides long. The record is from the annotation of a GenBank genome assembly. NCBI's taxonomy places the organism in Eukaryota, Ciliophora, Oligohymenophorea, Peniculida, Parameciidae.